AUGACACAUAGCCCCUCUAAUUAUAAAUUACAUUCGCAUGCUAUAGCAUAUGGUAGUGGAUCAGGACAACAAAGUGUUACGGGACUUCUAAAUGCCGACGAUCCAGAUUCACUUUGGAUUGUAAAAGGAGCUCAUGGUGCAUCAUGUCUAAGAGGAGAACCAAUUAAAUGCGGGUCAAUUAUCAGGUUACAGCAUUCAGGUACUGGUAAAUUUUUACACAGUCAUUAUCACCAUUCGCCAAUAUCACAACAACAAGAAGUUAGCGCAUUUGAAGGAUUUGAUACAGGAGAUAAUUGGAAAUUAACCUGUUUAAAUAAAUCUUCAAUAUAUUGGUUAAGAGAACAAAAAGUUCAAUUUAUGCAUUUAGAAACCUCUUCAUAUUUAUCAGCUAAUAAAGAAUAUAUAUAUAAUAAACCUAUUCAUGGACAAAUUGAAGUUUCUGCUAGCAAGAGAUUAGGUCAAGAUACUGAAUGGAUCGCUCAAGAAGGAAUCUAUUUUGUUGAUAGAAAUCUUUUAUAA
Messenger RNA from Funneliformis mosseae, 519 nucleotides. Lineage: Eukaryota; Fungi; Glomeromycota; Glomeromycetes; Glomerales; Glomeraceae. The record is from the annotation of a GenBank genome assembly.